Metopolophium dirhodum (rose-grain aphid) is the source of this 2192-nucleotide messenger RNA. Its product is annotated as proton-coupled folate transporter-like. Lineage: Eukaryota; Metazoa; Arthropoda; Insecta; Hemiptera; Aphididae. The record is from RefSeq and is a predicted model, not a curated record. The coding region runs from base 388 to 1872 and encodes 494 amino acids. Gene Ontology annotation, biological process: transmembrane transport. Gene Ontology annotation, molecular function: transmembrane transporter activity. Gene Ontology annotation, cellular component: membrane. The transcript has 8 exons.
CCACCGUCGAUCUGCUGGCGUGCGAUCGCUGCGAGUUGCGACGCCGAUCCUCGCGAGCUCGUCCGCUCGUUCCGUCCACAUAUAUACAUCAUCCGUGAUCGUCUGCGCUCGCGUGUUUGCGGGAGUUUGUGUUUGCGUUUGUGUGCGUUCGAUCGCCAUCAUGUCAUCCGAGCGAUUUCAUUAUUUUGUAUCCACGUCGUAGUCGAUCCAGUGGAUGUCGGUUACCAGCUAUCGGUUAUUAGACAUUAAUAAGUAACCAGAAACCAAGUAUAAUAUCUGCACAUCGAUAUUGUUGCCGCCGGACUAUUAUAGUGGACUUCACACACCAACACAAUAUAACGCUUCGUAAAUCACUAAGCGAGUGUCGUCGUCGUCAUUGGCGUAAUCAUGACAAUAUACGUGCCGAAACUCAAAUCGUUCAAAACGCUGCGCUGCGCGGUGACGGUGGAGCCUAUGCUGUUCUUGUACUUCGUGGCCAACGUACUGUCAAACAACGUGGGCACGAACAUGCUGUUGCAUAAAGGAUGCAACCCGAACGCGACCAUGGCACCGGACCUGCACGUGUUGCCGGACUGUCUUCUGGAGAACAGCGCGCAGCACGGCGUCUCGUCCAUCAACGUGUGGAAACACAUGAUCCAAGAACUGCUGUCGCUGGUGUUCAUCAUGUUCGCGGGCCCGUGGAGCGACCGGCACGGCCGCCGUCGCCGGCCGCUGAUGUUCGUGCCGGUGAUCGGACAGAUGACCUGCGACGCGUUCAACCUACUGUCCGCCGUGUUCUGGAACCAGCUGUCGCCCACUGUCACCGGUAUUACGCAGUCGCUAAUCCUGUCCGUCACCGGGUCGCAGCACUGCUUCUUCAUCGGCAUGUUCGCGUACCUAGCUGACAUCACCAACAUGUCCAACCGGACCAUGCGCAUCGGGUUCGCGUCAGCCGUCCUGCCGCUGGCCGCCACCUUGGGCGCGCUGUCAGGUGGUUAUCUGAACGUAAGACUAGGGUUCGCCACCGUGUUUGCCUUGAACGUGGGCCUAAACGCGAUCGCCCUGUGCUUGGGCCUGCUGUUCAUUUACGACACGUCCGAACCGUACAAGGUGACUGGUUCACUGUACAGGAACACGUUUGACCCAAAUAUCGUCGUCCAGAGCUGCAAGACCGUAUUCGUCAAGCGUGACAACCACAAGCGCUUUGUACUCUUGCUUAUGAUCGUCGCCUCGCCGUUGACCGGCGCUCCUUUUGUGGGUGAAAUAGGUCUAAUGUACUUGUAUUUGAGAAAACAGUUUGGCUUCAAAGAAAUUAAUUUUAGUUUAUUCAGUGCGUACACAAUGGGAAUUAUGCUAUUUGGAUCAUUAUUUUCUCUUGGAAUUUUAAGUCGAUUCCUUAAAAUGAACGAUGCAAUGAUCGGUCUGAUUGCUACUUUCUUCGAUAUUGCAACUGCUGUCGGAUUCCUACUAGUGACUAAACUGCAAUAUUUAUUAUUUGUACCUCCGUUAGAACUGUUUCGUGGUGCGGCAUUAGCUCUCUGUGGUGCCAUAGCUUCGAAAUGCGUGGAAUCUCAUGAACUAGGAUCUAUGAAUGCUGUGAGAAUGGCCAUGGACAAUUUAUCGAAAAGUGCAAUCUUACCAUUGUAUAAUGUAGUGUACAACAGAACGCUGGAAUCUAUGCCUAGUGCCUUUUUCAUCAUCAGCAUAUGUUUAACCGUUCCGUUAAUCGGAUGUUUUGCAAUUACUUAUUACUUGACUCGAAAUCAGGUGUCAGCAGUUAAACCAAUCCAGAAAAAUAAUUUGGAAGAUACAUCAAAUGAUCUCAACGCUAAUACUACUACUAAUACCAAUGAGAUGAAAUCCGACAAUGUUGAAGGACUUGUACAUAUGUAAAUCAUUUAUUUCAUGUAUAUGAGUAUUGAGACGUACCUAUAACAUAAAAACAUCCUAAGUUGUUUAACCACACAUGGUAAAAAAUUUGUAACAAGCAUACAUUUCUUAAAUAUUUGCAUUGUAUUAAAAAAAUUAAUAUCAAAUGUGAAUAUAACAUUGAACAGACAUUAUAUAAAUAAUUUUGUCCAAUGAUGUUUAAACUAUUUUUAAUGAACUGUAUUUACUAUACCUAUAUACUAUUAAUGUUGUAUUUAUUUUUUGUAUUUGUAUAGCUGCAGGCAUACUUAUAAAUAUGUGUAAAUUAUUACCUACUGUCUUAU